UGGUAUAAAAGCGUGUAGCGUGCCACUGUCAGCCAUAACAAAGCAGACUAACCAGUAGAAGUAUUAAAAUGAAAGUAGCUGUGCUCGCGUUUAUCUUUGGGCUGAGCCUAGCAGUCGCCUCGGCCAACAUUGAUUCUGCUUUCGACAGUGAGGAGCUCCAGGAAUUCACUCCUUUGGACUAUGCUGAUGCACUCGCCGAAGAGGAAGCAUUCAGUAUUUUUGGUUUCUUUUACUUUACACUCAAAGCGUGCUUGCGUACUCUGAAAGGCGUUAAUUGUACCAUCAAAGAAGUACUCAGCAUUCAAGCUGCGGCGGUAGACUUUUUGAGCGACAUUAACAAUUGCAAUGUCGGCGCUGUAAAGAGCGUAACGGCGCUUAUAAAACAAGUCCAAGCAGUCGUUACAACCUGCGAUGAGAUCAUCAAUUUGAAUAGCAAAGUUUGCAACAAUGAGGCCGUAGAUGAUGAAGCAGUCGGCAAUAAGAAGACACCAUCCAAAUGCUUUUCCAAAUUGUUGAAUAAAUUGAUUACACUAAAGAAACAGGUCGCCAAAACAGUUUCAUUAGCGAAGAAAGUGCCAUCCACCCCAGGUGUCUAUGCAGAUUGCACUAAGACCGCUGUAGAUGUUUUGGUUUCGGUCUUUAAAGCUUUUCCCUCUGACAUAAAAAUCUGCUCCAAAUUGAAAAAGUAAAUAUUUUAUUAUACUAAGAAGUCAUUUUAUGCAAGUUUAAUAAAUAUCGAUUAACGC
Rhagoletis zephyria (snowberry fruit fly) is the source of this 746-nucleotide messenger RNA. RefSeq lists its product as uncharacterized. The record is from RefSeq and is a predicted model, not a curated record. Lineage: Eukaryota; Metazoa; Arthropoda; Insecta; Diptera; Tephritidae.